AAAAAGUCGGGGGUGUUGGACUUCUCUCAUAUCGGCCUGUUAAGCUUUCCAGAAAAUUUAUAUGGUGUCAAUCGCCGUCUCCUUACAAAGUUAGAUUUGAGCCACAACAUGCUGAUAGAACUUCCUGAACUGAUUGGUGAUCUUAUUAACCUGAAAGACUUGUCUGCAAAUGACAACCAACUGACACUGUUGCCUAGAGCUAUCAAACAACUUCAACAACUGCAAGAAUUGGAUGUGAGGAAUAACAAAUUGAAAAGUGUCGUUCAGGACACAAGUGACCUGAUACGUCUUGAGAGGCUAAGUGUGGAAGGCAACCCUCUUAGGAUUGAAGAAGUCAGAAGUCUGAUGGAGCUUGUGGAGAGGAGGCAAAGUCUUUGGAUAGACAUCGCGGGUGAGUCCGAGUGUAGGUAAUGAAAAGACGUAACUGCAGUUAGGUUGUAAUCGGUUGUUUAUGCACAAUGCUGCACAGGAGAUUUGGCUUGCAAGUAAUCAUAAAGCAUAGUAGUCCUUGUUAGAAUAUUACAUAUUGGUAUAGCUGGAAUCUCUCCCCAUCAACGCGUACUCUCGUAGGCUACUUCGAGAUCACAUGUCAUCAGCAAUAAAACUGUUUCUCGCCAAAUUUUCCUUUUUUUUUUAACGGUCCGUUUUCUCAGCGAUUGACGAAAAAGUCAAUAAUGCUCACAAGAAAUUGAUCCGUAUGGCGUGUCGAUGAUCGAUCGCGGGAAUUCUCUCUAUUCAUUUUAAAUUAAAUGUCAUACAGUACUUUUUUGUAUUUAGAACACACUUAAAACAUGCACCUCACGCUGAGAGACGGUUGGGAACAUUUAUAGUUUUCUCCUUUGUUUUUAAACUUCGAGUCGUAGUCGCUAAUUUUUAUCCGGCAAAUACAAGCUCACAAGAAAGUCACCUUUCUUCCUUGUCCUCAACUGAGUUGUGAGUUCUUGUUAACAUUUUUAUUCGAAACGUUUAAAUUUUAAUUUUGUAUUCUAUCUAUAUCACCAUUAAGGGUUACAGUAAGCAUAAACUUUACAAAAUAAACAUGUUGUACUCCCCGAAAAAAACAACAACGAACAAGCAAACAAACAAAAACAGAUGUCAUGUAACACCCCUACCUCCCCAUAACGGCCACCUCACCACAACGGCCACUUUCUUCCGUCCUUAAGUUGGCCGUUGUGGCGGAGAGGUUCAACUGUAUAUUGUAUCUUUAAGUGUCUUUUGUUGUACCGCAAUAUAAAUCAGCUCUCUUGAUUCACUGGUCGCUUGCGAAACUAGUUCUUAAUUAUUUUGGCGUCGCUCAAAUAGAGUAAUCGAGAUCACUUGUUUUGAUUCACAGUUGCAAUAGGCACGCAAUACGUGCGAACGUAAACAAGCUAAGUAAACAAGCCAAGCAACGCGAUCAAUCCGCGUGCAAUAUAACUCCGCGCUUUCCGCUUCCCACUCCUCAACCAACCCCUAAAAUAUACAACGGUACUGCGCUACUCACCUAUCCCUAAUACAGUCGAAGCUCUCGUAAGCGACCACCUCAGAAAGUCGAAAAAGUAGUCGUAACUAGAGCUGGUCGCUUACGAGAAUGAGCUCUCGUAAGUGUCCUCAUGGUCAAGACAAAAGAGGGUGGUCGCUUACGAGAGCUUCAGAAACUGAUUAAUAAUUCAUCAAGAAAAAUCAAAAUAAAUAAAUCUUUAACGAGUGUCUUUAUAUCUGAUAUAGACACAGACACGGACAAGGCUUAACUUUACGCCCAAUAUUUUUUGACCAUUAACGCAGUGUGCCGUUUCAUUUAAGUGUUGAUUUAUAUGAAAAAGACUCUGAGUGGUGGCUGAGUAGUCGCUUACGAGAAAAGAAAGAAAAGUCCAGUUGGGUAAUCGCAAAAGGGGUCGCUGUCACGUAUGGGAACGGUCGCUUACGAGAGCUUUUCAUUACAAAGUUUAAGCCACUGUUCAAAUGGUGUUUCACGAAUGUCGAAUAUGGUCGCAAGGAGAGCUUCGACUGAAAAAGCACCUUAAAAUUAGUAAAUUUGCCAAAUGUGAAAGUGAUACGUCUUUAGCGAGCGAAGAUAUAGCUCCGCAAAUUCAGUUGGCAUAAUAGACCACUUCCGAGUUCCAAAAACCCUCACUUUCAAAAUGAGGCUAGGUGCACAACCUUUCUUGUGAAAAUAAGUUUUAUUUGCAUGAGAAUGAAAAACGAAUUCCAUAUCAAAGGCUGAGCACUUACCCUCGUUUUGAAACAGAGGCGCGGGGGAACUCGGAAAUGGCCUAUUUACAGACGUUUGUAUGGUGAGGGGCAAGUUUCGCGACUCUUCGUAAGCUUUCAACAAAUCGCUGUCAAGCGUGGCAGUUUUACUAAAAAGUGGAAUAUAAGUUUUAAAAGAAUUCACUGUUUUUGCUUUACAGUUAUAGCUCCAGCAGAAAUACGAGCCCGGGGACAUGAUGCACAGGCUAUAUAUGAAAUGGCCCUAAGAGAUGGAUAUGUGAAUGUCUACCGGGGUCGAAUUUUGCUUCUUGGCCAGGAUCGCGCUGGGAAAACGAGUUUGAAGAAAUACCUCUUAGGUCUUCCAUUCGAUCCAGAAGAAGAAAGCACGGUCGGAAUUGACCCCUCAAAGUUUGAGAUUCAUGCAGAUCGAAUUAAAAACUGGUCUUGCAACAGCGAAAACAAAACGUUGUUGUCCGAGGUUUCCAGAGGUGUUGCAAGAGUAGUCGCUGAGAAAAAGUACCUUUCGAUUCUGGCUGAAGGAGACGAUUCAGCAAUGGAAUCUGACGGAGUAUCUCCGAGACAAGAGUCGAAAUAUAAAGCAAUGUGGGAUGUGGAUAACGGUUCCGAAACAAAUCAGGUACUUAAGAACUACGGUAGAACCUCUCUUAGCCUGCGUAGUAGGCGUCGAAAGGGGUAGGGGAUAGGGAGAAAGGGAAAAAGGGAGGGGGAUUGGGAUUCGUGCUUUUCUCGCCAUCCCCUCCCCUUUUUGCGCCUGCCACGCAGGCUAAACCUCUCUUAAGCUGCCACCCUUGAGGAAGGGACAAAUGGGUGCUAAAGAGAGGCUCUAUUACGGUGAUUUACUAAAAGCCUUGAACGUCGGCAUCCUAGUAACUUGCCGCUAAAUACAGGGUGGCCGCUUUAUAGAGUCGACUGUAAAUCCUCUUGUAAUUCCGCUAAGGAUCUUCUCCAAAACUAGCUUAUAUUUUUAGAAUUUUCAAACCUAUCAUAUGGGAAUGCCUUUUGGGUGGAGCAUUUUCUGCGGGGGCCUGUUUCUCGAAAGGUCUGCGAUUAAUAGCUUCGCAGAUAAUGUCAGAAAACUACCAGGUAACAAAACAAAAUGGAGUGGUUUCUUAACAAGGACCCGCGCUUUUAUUCUUAAGGUUUUUAUGGAAUAUUUGAUUUCCGACCCGAAACGUUACCUAGACUUUCGAGAAACGGGCCUUAAGUCCGAUGAUGUAAAUAAAAAUCAGCCCGCUGGAAGUCAUUUGCGACCUGCAGAGGGAUCAGCGGAUCAGGGAUCAUUUUAAACUGUAAGCAGCUCAGAUGUAGUGCGUUAAACAGGUUACAGUUAUGCUCAUAACUUGUUUACCUAUGGUUGGACCUUUGUUAGUGGUGAUAUUUAUGAAAAAAUGCUGGAAGCUAUUGCCAGUCAUCAUCAUUUAGGCUGAUUGACGGUUUCUAAAAACGACCCCGCUAGCAAUGACCUGAGACUCGCGAAGAUUAGGUGUCAGUACGCAUAAUACGUUUAUAUUAGUUUUCGUUCCUAAACAAUAAUAAAGCUUGCUUCGUCGUCGUGGACCUGCUACCUUAAAUUGACGUUAAAGCUACUUACCUGUUUACUGUAAGGGGACUCAAAAGCAGGUAAACUGACACUGGCGUUAUGAUUUGAACCAAGUUGCUCAUCAGUUCCGCUUGAUACUUCCCGCGACUCAGGGGCACCCAACGGCAAUUUUCGGGAAAUAUCUGUUCGGAAGACGAUUUGAGAUCUAGAAUUUUCGGAGCAUUUGUUGUAAAAUUUCUUGCUUGUCUGCCUCUCCUAGGAUUUUCGAACAUAUACAAAAUGGUAUAAUUACCCAUUUUUGACGUAUUUUGACCCUAAAAAAGGCCACCUAGAAUUUUCAGGAGCCUUUUUCCUGGCUGAAAUUUUCGAGAAGGUAAGUUUUUAUCCCUAUAAUUUUCGGAUCACCAGACUUUCAGCUAGGAAAUCCGAACAGAUGAAAAGUUUUUAGGGGAUAAAAAUGUGCCUAUAUCUACCGUUUGAAUACUAAAAUACGUUUAACAAUGCUAUGUUAAGUGAUUUUGAACUAUAUCCUCGUUGGGUGCCCCUGGCGACUUUCAGCAAAUUCAAAUUUAACGGUUUGAAGAUGCGGUUGAGUUUCAUACAAAUUCAUAGGCAAAGUCAACGCUCAGCCCAUUCUGUGUACUGUCUAGCACCAGUAUUUACAGUGAAUUUCAGCCAACGUGCACGUUUCGUUCGGCUUGCUAUGCUAAUUUUACUAAUCUUUUUGUGUGGUGGGCCGUUUGAAUUUUUUAUGCCAGGCCAAGGGAACUGCAUUUGAUGUUGCAAGGUUUUAAUGUGAAUUGAGAUGUGUAUAGUGAACUGUUUCCUGCUUCUUGCUUCCUACUAAGAAACCUUAGCUUUUGCAUAUAAUGCAAACGUUACCUUCAACCUCGUUUCCAGGAUCCUCUUCUUUCCUACUCGUCCCGCAACUGGAAAAGACAAUUGUCAUUUCCCAUUUUGGUGCUUUUUCGCCCUUUCGUAAUAAACAAUAUCUCAGUCCCAGUAAACAAUUAACAAAUUCCGUUUUCCUCGUGUAAAAACAGGCCAAUCCCAGUUGCCUUUUAACCCCUUCAGGGCUCUCUGACCGAAACGGCUGCUUUCCCUGAUUUUCUACGGGAAACCAAGACUACACCCUUUCACAUACCCCUCAGCAAAGGUGAAAUAAGGUCAUUUCAUUAUAGAUUUGUAAGUCAUUUUUAAGUGUAAGUAUUAAAAACAUUUAUGAGAAAACGAUUAUGUGAAAACAUGAAUUCCCCUUGUUGGCUGAAAUAAAGCAAAAUUUAGUUUCAGUUUGCCAAGGAUGCUGAUGGUCUCAAGGACGCAAACAUUUCAGCUGAACAGAGCAAUGGGGCAGGUUGUCCUGGUGAUGGCGGUGAUGUUUCCAAGGAAGCAGCCGAUUUUUUACUGAAGAAAUUGGAAAUGCUUCCCCCCGCAGAAGUCACAGAACAUGCUGAUAAGUGUUUUAAGCAAAUAUUACGUGAAGGUCACCAAGCUGUCUAUAGUGCCAACAAAGAAGAUUCUAUGGUAGUCGUGGAUUUAUGGGAUUUUGCAGGACAGCACCUGUACUAUGCAUCCCAUCCUGUCUUUUUGUCACCACGAGCUGUUUAUGUUGUUGUGCACAACCUGAGCAAACCACUUGAUGCCUUGGCUGAACCCUGUGUUAGACAGGGAACUCAUGAUGUGAUUUUGGAGAACCCAAACUCCGAAACCAAUUUAGACAAUUUAUUGUCUUGGCUUUUUACCGUUCACCAGCUGAAACCAAGAGGGGAAGAGAAAAACAAAAGCGAAAGGCAGGUGCCUUAUCUGCGGCCUCCAGUUUUCAUUGUUGGUACACAUGCAGACCAACCAUUUGAAGACACUAAAACAAUGAUAUCACAAAUAGAGCAGCGAAUUUCAGGCGAGGAAUACGCACAGCAUGUGAUCCGGCCACUCUUUAGCAUUGAUAACACACAAGGUGUUUUAAGCGGCGAUAACGCACAGAGUAAUAUGUCACCAUGGGAAUAUUGGACAAAACCGAUGAAGAAUUUGUUAUGGCCGGAUCCACAAGCAGGUAGAGUCCUUUUAUGAAAAUCAGUUGUAAAUGUAAUUUGAACUUCAAACGUUCAUUUAUUACUGAACUCAAUCGGGAAACAGACCCUAAUGCGUCUAAACUGACCAAUGGUACAACAACCAAGUAAAUUUUUUUGAAAUUGAGGAUUGCAGAUUGAAAGCUGGUUGUUUCAAUGUGUUGUUAUUUUUGCAUCACGAGCAAAAACGUUACGAGAAAUUUCUUUUAAUUCAUGACAACAUGAAAGCCGUAAAUUGAGCGCUUUAAUUUUGCGCAGAGUCCUGAGCUUAAAGGUAACCCUGGAAAAAGAACCUUUUUGUGGCUAAUAUUUCCCUUUAGGGAAGGCGAGGCCACUAUGUUGUAAUGUCGUGGUCUUGUAAGUUCGUACGUUCGUAAACUUUCACGGGAUACCCAAUACCGUGACAAAACAAUUCAGCCCGGUUGUUGUUGCGGUUACUUUAGCAGUCAAGAAAGGCCUUUGGCGAGGAAUUUCAACGGCAGAGGUGUUUAACAACGAAAAUCGUGGCAAGAGAGCGUUUGUAAUGCUUCUCACUCCGCAGGCGAGUUUGCUUCUGCCGGCUUUACUUAUGUUCUUCGAGUGCAAUGAAAUGCGUUAAAGUUCGUCUUGUUACUGUCAAAACCUUACUUAUUUUCCUGAAAUCUAUUUUUAUAAUCCAUGUAACGACCCGACUAGCUUCAAACGGCGUUUUCCGGCAUUAUUUGCACAGAAAAAAAUGCUGUAAAUAGAUUACUGUGACAGUCACUCGACAGGCCCUGUCGCGUCGGCGUGUACCUUGCGAGUGUGCGUACCGAGUUCAACUCCCGCUUAGUACACGUUUUUGUUUUUGUUUUCUUCUUUCGUGGCGUUUUCCCUGUUAUUCCUAAGUUGGUUCUUUUCCUGACCUUCGUGAGGUUUUGUGAGACACGUAUUUCUAAUACAAUAAUGCGUAUUUUUAAACUAGUAGCCACAUGCAGUCGUAAACCUUUAUUUAGUAGCGAAGUGGUAAUUUAUUGCACCAGCAUCACCUGAACUUAGAGUUGCUUUCAAUAACUCUCUUGAAAUCGACAGCCCGUUAACUUAAACCUGUUUUUCAUGCCGCGCUAUUUAGAUUAAAACUUAUAUAUUACUAUAAUAUAAAUUUAUGAGAUGUCGGAGUUGAGAAAAGUCUGACAACUUUUCAUAGCCGGUGCGCAAUUAAGUUGACUUUUGGAUAACAUGUCCAAACUGGAGCCUCUUUAUCGAGGAUAAAUAAUCUAAGUCUUGUUUGUAGAGUCUGUUGGUUUUUGACUAGUAACUGACCUGGUGUUACUUUUCAUUUGUAUCAUAAGGGUGUGACUCUUCUGUUCCUACUGGGGACGGAAUUGUCGCAUUGAGGGACAGGAUCAUGGAGGUGUUGAGACAGGAGCCUUACAUGGGAGAGAAAAUACCAAUCAGGUGGAGUAGGAUAUUUCACCUCGGUCUUUUAGGCUUUUAGAAUUUAGUAUAAAGCAAAAUCACGUGCAACCUCGUUCCCGGGUUCUCUCUCCUACCCGUUGGGUAGGAGAGGACCCUGGGAAUGAGGUUGAAUCACGUGGUGUAAUGAAAAACGAUUUGUAACACAGCAAACGUAUAAUGUGCGCUCUGAGUCGAGUUGUUUGAAAGCCAAUUAGUGCAAAUCGGGGGUUAGUUACCAUGACAACUGAUAUGCCCUGUUUGUAGCGAACCCAGGAUAACCGCUACUUGGGCUUUGAACUACUUGGCCACUGAGUGUCAAGUAGCCUUAUCCAAUUUACCCUUAGGUGCUUGCUGAAGAAAGUUAGUGCCCGCUCUCGAGGCGCUACGCGUCAUUUACACUUAAACACAACUUUUUUUGGCGGAGUUCAUCAAGAUUUAUACCUCUAUGUUGAACUCGAACUUUUUAUGGCGCAUCUUGCGACUGGAAACGACUGAUUCAGCCGGAAGAACGCUUUCAAAGACACGUCUUGGAAAAGAGUGACUUUUACAGGUGCAUGCACUGAUAAUUUUGUGUGUUGGCUCAACCCAGUCUUUUGGGGGCUCACCUUCCCUCUUUGAACUUCUUUUACCUAAACAAACUGAUCUUUAUUGUAAAUCCAUUAUAGCGCAUAGAUUACACAUAGACUGAUCUAUAUUUUGAUAUUAUCAUUUUUGCGAUCGGAGUGAAUAUCACGUAGUAAUGACUUCACAAUUGUUUUAACUCUUGACCGAUUUUUAGCUCUUACCUCCAUUUUCUCAAAAAUGCCCUAUGCUAUGUCUACUUUGCGUGCUUUUCUUUUGCUGUGCGAAGUUUCACAAAAAUCUAGCUGAGAAAUUAUGAGAUAUUUUAUAUAUAGCCGGGUAUAUUUUAUGCGUGAACUAAAGACUGGAAUUUAGCGAACAACUUUUUGGAUGUUUCCGGAAAGUUUAUACCACUCAUUCUUUUCCCGUGUACUUUCUCCAAACCUCUGAAACCAGGUAGACUUAAGCGAUUUCGAAACACACGAAAAUAUAUGAAUCGGGCUGAGUAAAACACAAUAUUGAGCAUUGCAUUGUUUCCAAGGCUUCACUCACAUAAACAGCGAUUAAAUAUAAUUGAUUUUCUUUAAACGUUUUCAGGGUUACACUCAAUAAUUAGUGCACUAUAUAAUCUUUGAAUUUCACAUCCGUUGAAAACUUGUGAAUUCGUUUGACGUACGCUCAUAGUUGAGUGAAUAUUGAAGCGAUGUCAUUUUGUGCUCUGGGAUUUCCUAUUUUCCUGUCUCUUGUUUAGAACAAACAGUCCCAAGCAUCACGCGUGAAUUACCACGCUUGGCUGCCCUCCGAAAUGUGCCGAGCCACCUAACAAACCACGUAAGACGACGAAGUCACCUACAAAAAUACAUACAUAUGUAUGACGAAUUUUUUGCAAAACGGUAUUCAUGGAUAGCAUUUGAAAAUUCACAAUGAUAAGUUCAAAUUAAGGUGGCUCGACCACAUUUUGUAGGAAAUAUACUUCCCCACUUUGAGCGUUUACUAAGUCGGCAUUAACAAAAAUAUCGGAAAAAGGUUAAGAAAGGCUGUACUGUAUAAAGAUGAAAAUUUAUUAUGAUCCAUGUUUUAUUGACAUCGCAGUUGCUGUGGUAACGUAAUGACGCCGUUUCGUUUUUUACUUUUCUUUCUAUCACUCGGUACCAGGAGUCUUUUUCAGAAGUGGCUUAAGGGAACUUGUACCUCCCUUUAAUAGUUGCCUCCAUUAUGGCAAAGUUUGAACAAAUUCUAUGAGAGCGUUUUAGAAAUAAUUUGGAACAAGGUUUAAGGGUCGUAAAAACAGCGAAUAAACAUGCCAUCGGCAUAAUUUACUAAUAUCUAAAGAAAAGGAUGAGUUCUGAAAAUGCAGUUUCAUCUUAUAACGGUUUGAUUCCAUCUGAAACUGUCUACGAAAAUAGACGACGGGGAUUACUUCGGCCGAUUGCGGGAAAGGAGAAUUUGAUUAGCAUACGUUCGGCAGCUGCUUUCUUCACCAUUUUUGUAUGUAAUUUGGUCCACGCCUACAAAUUUCACGGUAAUUUACAAACCGAUGGAUAAUUUGUUUAAAAAACUUGACAAUCCCGAAAUUAGUCAUCAAUUUAUAUCGCCUCCAAGUUUCAAGGACAUUGAAAACAAGGAAGGCAAUUAACGGGACUUCAAAUGUCACCAAUUUUUCCCCCAGAUUUGUGUUUUCAAGUGAGCGUCCUCAUUAUUCACUGUCAUUGUUUAUCUAUCUUAGCCAUAUAUUUCCCUCUCUGUUAUUGUUUGACACAAGAUUCUUUUCAGGCUAACCCAAAACGUCCAAUUAUGCUGCUUUGAGGUCUUUCGAGCCCUUUUAAAAGUAUUUUUGGUGACUUGAAUGACAAGCAGAAGAGUAUCAGAACCUCAACCUGCUGCACUUUUUGUGUUUACAUCGAAAAUAAGGUCAUCCAAGUGAACUGUCGACUUAAUGCAUCUUCAUCUUAUACAUUCACUAUUUUUGCAAUUAAAGUUAAAGAGUUUUCAAACCUGAGAUUUGUUUAUCUAAAACAUGUUUCCUUGGUAACUGAAACGGACACCCACCUUUUUUGCGUAUCACAUAGGCAGUGUACUUUUAUAAAGUAUGGAACUCCAAGUCACAUGUUCAGUUCAUCUCACCUGCAUUAUCACACUUGCAGAUUUUACCGACCUGAGAGGAUUUCCCUUUCAGUGCAUCGCUAAAUAGCUUCGUCUUUAAAAUUCUUUAAAACUUCGAAAACAACCUAGUGUGUCAUUUCCUCGGUGGUUCAGUGUCGCCAUCUUGGAAAUUUCAUGGACUAUCACAGGUUAUUAUGGACCUUCUGACCACGAGCCAUGAUAGCAUUAGCGCAUGAUAGUUAAGACCUUAAUCAGCUAUCGUCAGUUAUGAUCAUUUUGCUCACCCUUAAUGAGAUGUUGAUGUGUUACUGACUGUAACAUAGAAAGAAAAAUUACUCAAUCGUGAUUGACUAACGAGGAGGGCAUUUUUAAAAUUAAUUUUGGUAAUCAGCAGGGCAAAAUUACUUGAUUAAUUGGACUCUAAUAACUGGUCGCUGAAAAGGAGACCCCGUAAUACAGAUGCCACUCUAUUUUGUUACUCGAAAUCUAGACGCUGUGUAAUAACAUAUCUUCUAACUAAGCUUUUGAAGUUUGUUUGUGACACCUUUUUUAUGAUUAAUAGAUGGCUGACCUUCGAAACAGUAAUCGACUGUUUGGUAGCUGAAAGCUUUCGUCACAUAAAUGUGCGAAGACUUCAAACCAUCGCCGAAAAAGUCUGCUUCAUAACAGAUGAGGACGAGUUUCACACAGUGUUGAAUUUCUAUCACGACCUUGGAUUAAUUGUAAAGCACCGCGACACGGUUUUUCUGGACGCACGAUGGCUGAUAGACCUGUUUAGACAACUGAUUACCAUUCCCCGUUUUGACAAAGCGGUACGUAUUUGUGAUGUCCGGUGGUGAGGCAAUAAUGAUCUCAGUAGUAGUAAUUUUUAAUUCAGAUAUUUGCUGGCCCCUAAUAAGGCCCUGCUAAGGUAAAUUUUCGACAGACGACAUGGCCUUGAGAAAAGCGACAUGUUAAGACAGAUGAAAUGACGACAAACGAUAGAAAGAAGGGUUGAAAAUGCGACAUCGACGAAGAAAAGCUCAAAUACAGUCGCAAAAUACCGACAGGGACAUAUUCAUCACUACUCACCACGCGAAACGACGGGUUUUGAAAUUCAGACUUGGGACAUACGUAACCCCUUUAAGAUACCCUCUCUCAUAUUAUCUUAAGAAGGGCUUUACAAACGCUCGGCGAUGGUCAAUAGACUCACGAAAAAUUGAAAAAUCUAUUUCCUAAGUUUUUUUAGAAAGCCUAAAAUGCGAUGUAAGGUUUGGUGCCUCAUAUUCGUUUUGCCGACCCUACUUUAAAAUCAGCCUAUGUAUGCAGAAGUAUAGUGGCCAUGAAGUGGGAGUGUUUAUUUAUUUGCUAUUACUUUUGCGUCAAACUUCAACGUUAAGAGCUUGUGGUGCGACGACUUUUUAAUUUCUGAAUUAUCAUACGGAUUAAAUGUUUUUUUUUUUUUCAUAGUUACGUAUCAUGGCAAGUAGAAGAUACUUUUCUUUGCAGUAUUUGUAAUGCCUUUUCGAACAUUUUUCAUUGCUUACGCGUGGGAAGUUCAAAAGUGAAUCGCUUUUUGCGCAAAGUACAGGAAUUUCUCACUUGCUUGGGUACUGGGUCCGCACUGAGUUACUCCAAUCGCAUAAAUUGAUAAGUAGGCGUGACAAUGUUCCUGACGGGAGUUUUCUAAUGCAAUUUAAAAAUAAGAUUACAGACUCGAACUUAGGUAAAGUAAUGGCUAAAAACAAUGAUCAACGCCUUUCCCCGGGUUUGCUUAGAAUGAUUAAAACGCGAAUGACUGUGAAUUGUUAAAACAUUUUUGAAAUAUCUAUCUGGCUAGGCCUGUCAGAAGAGGAAAAUGCUAUUAACGUGAUGGAAAAAUGAAAGACCAUGUAUAAUGGUGAAUAAAACGAAAACAGUUCAGAGAAACGGCACAGUCGCAAAACAGUACGUCUUCUGCAGUGCACAUUGAAACGUAAAGGAAAGAAAGCAAAAACUCUCACAGAAAAAAUCUCAUUGAACCUGAUGACUUUGCCAGUAGCCCGCGGCUACUUUCUUGGCAUUUUUGUACGUUUGAUAAACCUGGUGUUUCGAUCGCGCUUACUAGGUACAAGUGUUUCAAUUCCUCUGUUAUAUUCUGUUGAAUUCGUUAUCAAAGGAUAUCACCAUAAGUGGAACAGAGGAAAGCCCCGUUACAGAGUUCUUCUAUAUUAUUUCUUCUGAGAUUCAUAUAUAUUCAUUUAUAAUAUAUAUUUUUUAGAAAAUUAAAGUCGAACCUUCUCGUGCAACCGUCUCUCGUAAUGACCACCUCUCCUGACCACCUCUCCUGUCCCAAAUACCAAAAUCAGUUUUGUGAAUCAAAUCAGUAUGGCUGGAACCUCUCAUAAAAGACCACCAAAUCUUGGUAUUAAUAUUACCCCUUGAGAAAUGCAUAUAUAGUAGAACCCGGUAACUCGAACGCGGAAGGGAAACGAAAAACAGUUCGAGGUAGCCGGGGUUAUCUGGAUCGAUUGACUAUUCAAUUUCCCAUGUUAAUAAUGGAUAGUUACUGAUUUUCCAGCACUUCAGUUUGUAGACCUCGUUCAUGAUGGCGGUCUAUUAAUAUAUUCUUUUAUAUGAUUGUAUGAUAAUUAGCCUCUCUGACCUCGUUAGCAUGUGCAAAAUACAAAAUAAUUCUUACUUUCACGCGCGACCAGAAGGGCUCAGUUAAAUACAUAUGAAAGAACAAAUAAAUGGGCCGUUAUUAUGAAAAAGGACUAUAGUACAGUCCAAAUUUAACUUAUUUCAUCAGAAACGGUCGCAUGAUUGUGCAUUUUUAUGAUAAAACGUGAUAUUGUCAUUGCACCAAUUAAAUUCAAAUUGCUGUUGUGUUAGCGUAGUGUUUUUACAGAUUAUACGUUAUGGCUUGCGGGUGGGUUACAAGAACCAGAGUUCGAGUUAUUGAGGGUGAAUUUCAGUGAAAUUUUAAUCAAGGGAAAGGAAGUUGAGUCCAAGUUAGCGGGGAAUUAGAGUUUUAUCCGAGGUAACCGAGUGAAAAUGACUGAAACUUGGGGUGAAAUCCAAGAAAAAUGGAACAUAGUUCGAGUUAGCGGGGAUUUCGCUUUAUCCGAGUUCGAGGUAUCGGCGUUCUGCUGUAUAUACAGCUGUCGCAAAAACUGUGCACGCAACAAUCCCGAAAGGUAAUAUGGGAUAUGAUCAAUACACUUGUUCUUGACAGUGUAACUGUCGAGCCUACUUUUGUUGCUUUCCUCUAGCCCUAGCAAACAUACGUCCAUGGCCUCUCGUGCCAUUCUUUGAAAUUUAUUUGAAAAAAAAUGAACUAAAAACCACCCACAAUACCUUUCGGGAUUGUCGCGUGCACUUUUUCCGACAACCUUUUUCGAAACAGCUGUAUGUAUACAACCAGACAAAGCAAGCAAACGAACAAAAUUGUCAGUGGCAAUAGCUAAGUACGGCGGCUCUGAGCUAGUGUCUGGGUGAAAUAAUAUUCAAUUGGACCAUUUUAACUUAGGCUCUUGAUGAGUACUUUAUGUGAAACUAUUGGUUUUCAGUAUUAUAGCAAUCGGAAUUUGGCAUUUUUAUGCAAUAAUAAUGUUUUGGAUGGUCUUGGCAGUGAGAAGUAUAGAUGUAGAGUAAAUGCUUUGUAGAUAUUUCUCAUCUUGACAAUUUUGCAUGGCUUUCUCAUGUUAGGACCCUCUCUAUUCUCAGUGCUGGCGUGAAGUGGAAGAAAGUGGUAUCCUUCAAAUGGAGCUUGUUGAACAUGUUUUUUCGAAAUUUAAAAGCCAACGUGUUGAAAAGGAAGACAUCUUAGACAUGAUGGAGCAGUUCGGUUUGAUAGCAAAGUAUACGUCCACGGCCACCAGUACUAAGUACUUUGUACCUGCUCAGCUCAAGACCACACCCAAAAGCAUUUGCAAACUGGAGCCAUCCCCUUCUGACCCAUGUCCCUUGUAUCUUCACUUUGCCGGUGGGUUUGUUCCCCACGGUCUCUUCACACAGCUGGUGUCAAGGUUCAUUUCUUGGUGCUGUAAGACAUGGAAGACAGAACCCCCUAGCCUCUACCGAAAUGGUGCUUGGUUUGUUGUUGGAAAACAGGUAGUCUGUGAUUUCAUUCUUCUUUGCAAGAAGAGUUUCAUCAAGAUUGUUCUUAAGCAAAGAAAACAAGAUUCAAUCGUUUCAAAGGCAGAAUUAGCUGCAAUAGCCAGACGUGUCUGUAUGUUCAUAGAAGAAGUUUUACAAAUGCUGUCUAACGAACUGCCAUGCCUCAGUGGAUUGCAGCAUCAAUUAUGUGUUGCCUGUCCCCACUGUCUGGCUGAUUGUCCAAACCAUCAACAAGCGUUAUGUCCCCAUGAAGACUGUUUGCACCUUUUUGCAUUAAAAAAGGGACAGCGUUUUAUUUGCACAAAGGUCCCUCGUGGGUGCGUGAAAACGGUCCCUGGAAUGGAGAAGUGGUUGUCACUAAGAAAUCAGGUAUAGCUUUGUUGUUUUUAGGUGAUGGCAUAUUUUCCUUCGUUUAAAAGUAACAUGGCUUGAUAUUGUUUGCUUAGUGAGACGAUAUUAAUAAGUUCCUUUUUGUAAAUUGAAAAGCAGUUUCUACCAUGUUAUACACGGAAAUCCCUUCUGCACUAUUGCUGGAAGAGAGAGUAUUUUAGUGCAGCAAAACUUAAGCAAGGUUCUAGCUUGAUAGUCAAUAAUCUCACUUAGAACAUUACAAAGUAGAGUAAUUUUCUGAUCACUUUAAUAAUUUUUAAGCUUGUAUGUUUUGUUUUCCCAAUUUAGACCACGUGAUGUUCUGAAAGGAAAUUGUUUUUGUCCUUUCAUAAAUUAUGCAUACAUUUGCACCUUUGAAAGAAACAGUUCUCUGGGGUAACACACCAUCACCUGGUCUGAAAUGGGAAAACAAAACGUACACGCUAGAAAGGUCUAUUAGCCCCUUACGUCACUGACUUCGCUUCAAGGAGUGUUCUUCUUAGGUGGCUGGUAAUGGAUUUCAACAUCUAUACUUCGCUAGAUCAAUACUACGGCUUUUAAACUGGGCGGCUGAUAACAAGAGUAACAUUUUUUUCUUCUUUUCUGUUUAUACGAAAGUCAAAGUACAGAAAGCGACAAGAAUUACUUUCAAGUCUUUGUCCAACCAUUCUUCUUUGUAUUUUUUUGGGGGUUCCGAGACUGGUGUGAUAGCACUUAUGUGUUUUGAAAGCAUUUUUGGAUAUGAAGCAUUUCUCCCCCCCCCCACCCCCGUCUUAAUGCAACGAUUAGCUGGUAGUUUUAUAUUUCAGUUCGUUGCAAGAGGUAAGUAAAUAUUGACGUGUGUGCUCUUUUAAUAGUGGUUAUUUUGCUUCUACAAGGGCUUGAAUCUUUCUAGAUCAGUUGCAACAAGAGGAGUCGGAGAUGUCGAAAGUGAUUCAGAGAAUUCUGCAAAACCACUAAAUGUUACUUUGUUGGCCAGUGAGUGGGGUUCAUCUAUGGGUGGUUUGUCAACUAUCAAUAGAGAGCUCGCCAUUCAGUUGGCGAAACACGACCUAGUCAAAGUCACUUUCUUAGUUCCAAAAUUUGAAUGUCGUGAGGAAGAAAAGAGAGAUGCGGAAAGCUACAACAUUGCUAUUAGAGAAGUACCGCCUCUCCCAGGGUUUGAUGAUCCCCUAGACUGGUUGAGAAAUCCUCCAAGAGACCUUACCAUCGACAUCAUUGUGGGCCAUGGGGCAAAGUUGGGAAAACAUGCCCAACUAAUUAAAACGUCUCACGGUUGUAAGUGGGUACAGGUAGUUCACACCGCACCUGAGGAACUUGGAGCGUUCAAGGAUUAUGCUAGAGCAAGAGGCAGAGGUGAAGAGAAGAACAGAGCUGAAGUGGACUUGUGCACACUGUCGGAUCUUGUUGUUACAGUCGGGUCCAAAUUGAGAGAGGUCUAUUCCUCCUACCUUCGAUUCUGUAAGAAACACCAAUAUAUCUUUCAGCUUACUCCUGGUAUAUUCCAUGAAUUUUCAAUGCUGGAACAAGCUACAAUGGAAGAAGGAAAGUUUAAGGUGUUAACCUUUGGCCGCGGUGAUUCGGAAGACUUUAGUCUCAAAGGAUAUGACAUUGCCGCCGAAGCAGUGGUUGAAUUGAAAGAUAGCUCUUACUGCCUGGUGUUCGUGGGCGCUCCCAUUGGGAAACAAGACGAAGUCGCCCAACACUUGCUCCAGACUGGAAUCGCUAAAGAUCAGCUGAUUGUGAGAGAGUUUGUGCAGAGCAAGGAAAGGUUAAAAGAGUUGUUUUGUGAGGUUGAUCUUGCCAUUAUGCCUUCCAGAACAGAAGGUUUUGGAUUAACAGCUUUGGAGGCGUUGUCUGCUGGUGUUCCGAUUCUGGUGAGUGGCAAUUCUGGAUUUGCCCACGUGCUGCGCGAUUUACCAUCAGGAGAAUCUUUUUUGGUAAAUUUUGAUGACCCCAAGAAAUGGGCGAAAGCAAUUGCCGCUGUUCGCCGAAAAAGGAGAUCACAACGACUUCAAGACGUCCAAGCCCUGCGAACUAGUUAUGAAGCGAAGUACAACUGGGAAGAGCAGUGUCGAGCCCUUGUUGAGAAGAUGUGGAGUAUGAUCCAAGGUAAUAUUUUUGCUAGUUUUGUGCCCACGGUUACUAAAGAAUGA
Molecule: messenger RNA, 16502 nt
Organism: Porites evermanni
Lineage: Eukaryota; Metazoa; Cnidaria; Anthozoa; Scleractinia; Poritidae
Source: the annotation of a GenBank genome assembly